AUGGGCGUGAUGCUGGUGAUGGUGGUGAUUUCACACCAGCAGCGGGAGCUUACAGUAAAGCAUUUUCCCUUUGUGAGUGCUCGCGGGUGCUUUGUGGUGACCCUGGGCUCCAAAGCACCAGAGAUGCUGUGUGUGAAAGACAGUGGCCUAAAGCCUGAGGUGUCUCAGCGGUACAAGGACACAGCGAAUGCCAAGGGAACCAUCCGGGAAAUUGUCCUGCCCAAGGGCCUGGACCUCGACCGGCCCAAGAGGACCCGCACGUCCUUCACGGCGGAGCAGCUGUACCGCCUGGAGACGGAGUUCCAGCGCUGCCAGUAUGUGGUGGGCCGGGAGCGCACGGAGCUGGCGCGUCAGCUGAACCUCUCCGAGACCCAGGUAAAGGUCUGGUUCCAGAAUCGACGCACCAAGCAGAAGAAGGACCAGAGCAGAGACCUGGAGAAGCGGGCAUGCUCCUCUGCCUCCGAGGCCUUUGCCACCUCCAAUGUUCUGCGGCUUCUGGAACAGGGCCGGCUGCUCUCCGUCCCCAGGGCUCCCAGCCUCCUGGCACUGACCCCUGGCCUUCCAGGUCUUCCCACCGGCCACAGGGGCACCUCCUUGGGUGACCCCAGGAACUCCUGCCCACGCCUCAAUCCAAUGCCCUCAGCCUCGGUGGAGUCCCCUCUGCCACCCCCUCUGCCAGCCAUCUGCUUUUCCACAGCUCCGCUCCUGGACUUGCCUGCCAGCUAUAAACUGGGGUCCUCGGCUUUUGAGCCCUACAGCAGGCUAGAACAACAGAAAGUAGGCAGCCCUGGCCAAAGUGACAAGAAAGAUGACAUUUAAGAGUCCCAUCCCUGUGUGACACCGCGUCCCCAGCACAGCACUACCCCAACCUCCUGGCCCCUGUGGACUAUACGGAGCAGGCCUGGAAGAGGAAGGGUGGGCACAGCAUGCGCCUCUCACCUGCCCUCAGCUCAGAGACUGAACCAAAUGUCUUUGGUCCCAAUGUACUCUGAUGAGUGAGUGCCAUGUCUGUGUGUGUGUGUGUGUGUGUGUGUG
Molecule: messenger RNA, 1035 nt
Organism: Psammomys obesus (fat sand rat)
Lineage: Eukaryota; Metazoa; Chordata; Mammalia; Rodentia; Muridae
Gene: Vax2
Product: ventral anterior homeobox 2
Exons: 4
Coding region: 1-819 (272 amino acids)
Biological process (GO): neuron differentiation; central nervous system development; regulation of DNA-templated transcription
Molecular function (GO): DNA binding; DNA-binding transcription factor activity, RNA polymerase II-specific
Source: RefSeq, a predicted model, not a curated record